UUCCUGAGGACCUUCUUGUCCCGACAGGUCCUUUCUGCGCGUGCCCGAGGAGCCUGGCCAGGUGGUUGGACGAACAAGCCGGUGCACCGGUCGCGUCCACCCAGCAGCGAGGACCAAGCACAGGCUCACGCUUGUGCUUUGUUGCCCCCAGAGUGCAGGGUCCCCAAACACUGCACCUGCCGACGACCCCAACCCCGCGGGAGAAGUGGACAUGAGGUUGGCAGGCCCCCUCCGCAUCGUGGCCCUGAUUGUCACCGUGGGCCUCACCUGGAUCGUGGUCAGCAUUCUCCUAGGUGGGCCUGGCAGUGGCUUUCCUCGUAUCCAGCAACUCUUCUCCAGCCCAGAGAACUCAGCAACUGCAGAGCCACGAGCCAGGAAGUACAAAUGCGGCCUGCCCCAGCCAUGUCCUGAGGAGCACCUGGCCUUCCGCAUGGUCAGCGGGGCCGCCAAUGUCAUCGGACCAAAGAUCUGCCUCGAAGAUAAGAUGCUCAUGAGCAGUGUCAAGGACAACGUGGGCCGUGGACUGAACAUCGCCCUGGUGAACGGGGUCAGCGGUGAGCUCAUCGAAGCCCGGGCCUUUGACAUGUGGGCAGGAGAUGUCAACGAUCUGCUGAAGUUUAUUCGGCCACUGCAUGAAGGUACCCUGGUGUUUGUGGCAUCGUACGACGACCCAGCCACCAAGAUGAACGAGGAGACCAGGAAGCUUUUCAGUGAUCUGGGCAGCAAGAAUGUGAAGGACCUGGCCUUCCGGGACAGCUGGGUGUUUGUGGGGGCCAAGGGCGUGCAGAACAAGAGCCCCUUUGAGCAGCACGUGAAGAACAGUAAGCACACCAAUAAGUACGAAGGCUGGCCCGAGGCCCUGGAGAUGGAAGGCUGCAUCCCCAGGAGGACGACGGCCAGCUAGCCGGCCGAGCACAGGGACCGGGCUGAGGGGGGCUGCGUGUGCCUGGCCAGGAGAAGGCGGUGGCGGCGCUGGCGUGAGGCUGAGGCCUGACCCCACGCCCAGCCGGGAGCGCUGUCUUGCCCCAACACCUCGGGGCUCCGAAGCGGUGACGGGACCAGGUGUGACCAGCGGUGGGGGUCUCUUUGUAAAGCUGCUUCCCCGGGUCAGCCCCGCCUGAUUCCCAAGCACCCGUGGUCACAAGGGCCCCGGGUGCUCGCCCCUUGCUGCGCCAGGUCUGGUAGCAGCUCCGCAGUGGGUCGGGGCAUCUUCCAGAACCUCUCCAUCCCAGAGCCGCUUGCUGCUCUUGGGGCUGAUCCUGUUUCCAGGGUGAUUCCUUCAGAUGAGCCACCCCUGGCUGCCUCCUGCGUCGCGCUCUUCGGGAAGGGGCCUCGUCGGAGCCGAGCCGGCCAGGGCACCAGAGUCACCUGAUCACCAGCCCUGUCGCGGCAGAUGGCGGCUCCCAUGUUUUGUCGGGGGCCCACCUUCCAGAUGACCUCUCAAUAAAUUAGUGGCCCCAGUGGAAUAAAGUGCAUUAAGUGGGGA
Neofelis nebulosa (Clouded leopard) is the source of this 1486-nucleotide messenger RNA. RefSeq names its product FAM3 metabolism regulating signaling molecule A (gene FAM3A). The record is from RefSeq and is a predicted model, not a curated record. The transcript has 9 exons. NCBI's taxonomy places the organism in Eukaryota, Metazoa, Chordata, Mammalia, Carnivora, Felidae. Bases 212 to 904 code for a protein of 230 amino acids.